UUUUUGAUACCGUUUAUAGAAUAACGGUAUCGGUAGUAAGGUAAAGUCACCCAAUGCGCUAGUUCCGUUCAGGGCCCGCGGUAAUAUUUUAAUAUGACGUUCUAUUUAGUGCGUAAGGGUCGAUGAACGAUUUUUAUCACCAAAAUGAAGAACAACAAACAUUUCCUGUGCUGUAAAUUAAUGUUUUAUCGUAACCUAGGUAUUAAAUAAAAAGCUUAAAAAAUCUUUUCGCGGCGUGAGUGUGUUUGUUUUUGGUGUUUCGGUGUAAACGAUGGCUAACUCUCCGACGAGUAUAGAGACGCAAAUAGACAGUUUUCUGGAGCAGUUUAAGAGGAGUGCGUCGAAGGCUAUGGAGGAACGGAUGGAGUGGCCUGAGGGGCCUGCCCCGGCCGUGGUGAAGUCGCGGAGCAGCUGCUUCGCCCUGGACUCUGCCGUUGAGGCCGAGUGCGAUGGCUGCGGCAGCGACGGCGGCGAUGAGGGCCGCAGCGUGGGCGAGCUGCUGCUGCCGCAGUUCGCGCUGGCCACCGGAGGCCUGGCCAAGGACCACAGACCGCUCAUCACCUUCCCAGACAACAACAACUUCCAUCUCAUCACGGCGGCCGAGUACAGGAGGCUGUUACUUUAUCUCACUUCUGUGCCCUCAUUAUUAGAAGCGGACAUGGGCUUCCACAUCAUUAUAGACAGGCGGAAAGACAGAUGGAACUCCGUCAAAACAGCCUUGUUAAGAAUUUCUGAGUUCUUCCCCGGCAUCAUCCACGUGGUCUACGUGCUCAGGCCGGCCAGCUUCCUGCAGAAAGCUCUAUCGGAAGUCAGCAGCAAGCUGUUCAAGGAGGAGUUCCGGUUCCGGGUGCUGGUGUGCUCGGGGGUCGAGGAGCUGUACGAGCACUUCGACCGCACGCAGCUCACCCCCGACCUGGGGGGGGAACUGCAGUACUCGCAUGCCGAGUGGAUACAGCAGCGGAUAGCCUUAGAGAAGUUUUCCACGCUAAUGAAGGAAAUUUCAAGCAAACUAGACGACUUCAUGCACGAAAUCGUCGACUGCGAUAUGGGGAACGACCCCACACAAACCAAAGAUUUAUUAGAUUCUCAAGAAGAUAGGUAUAAAGCUUUAAAAAGUGACUUAGUCAGAGCGACCGAAGAAGGUGAAGAAUUAUUGUCUCAAAUGCGGAAACCAAAUCUUACUUAUAAUAUUAUAAGCCAUGUUGCAGCUGUUGAAAGGCUACUAGUGCAACUUGAUGAAACGGAAAAGCAAUUCGACAAUUUCUGGAAGAAACAUUCUACGAAAUUAAAACACUGGCUAAAAUUUAGAACGUUUUUAUUGAAUUUUAAACAGAUGCAGGCUACUUUAGAUUCGCAUCUAAAGACGGCGUGUGAUAUGACGGAAGUAGGUGAAACAGCCGGAAGAGUCGAGAAUCUCAUUAAAGAAGCUAACGAUUUCGAAAAACUGUGUGAAUGCGAUCUUGGUACGGCGUCAGGAGUCAUCGAAGAUGGUGAGAAAUUAAUGGAAGAUCCGCUUAGUUCCCUGGAUCAUAUUGAAUCAAAAUGUGAAGAGUUGAGGAGGACGAGUGCCCUACUUAUGGAUAAAAUACAGAAGCGAAAUUUGCUUCUUACCAAAGCCCGGGAACUUAUGGAUAGAAUAGACAAAGCAAAUGAAUGGUGUGCCACAGGAGUGGAACUUUUAGCUGGAGAGGGGGGCCUAAUAGCUGUGGAGAAGCUUUUAGAAGAUGCAAAGUCCUUCGGCCUGACCGCACCAGACCAGUUCAGGGAAAUGCUCAUGCAGUCAGCAACUCAAGAAACCAGAGCUUUAGUUACUCAGGUGGCCCAACGUGUGGAGGACGUGUGGCUGAUGGUGUCGGUGAAGCGGGCGUCGCUGCAGCGCGCGCUGUCGCGGCCCGCGCGCCCCGUGCAGCCCGUGCCGCCGCAGGCCGCCGCGCCGCCCGCCGCGCCGCCCGUGCACCACAUGGAGACGUCGGCGGGCUCGGAGAGCUCGGGCGGCGAGGACGCGGACGCGCGGCGCUCCCGGCGCGGCCACGUGCUGGCGGAGCUCAUGCAGACCGAGCGCGCCUACGUGCAGGAACUGCGCUCCAUCAUCACCGGCUACAAAGAGGAAAUCGACAAGGCGGAGAACCAGCACCUACUGCCGGCGGCGCUGGUCGGGCAGUCGGACGUGCUGUUCGGCAACCUGCACGAGCUCUUCACCUUCCACCAGGACGUCUUCCUCAAGGACCUGGAGAAGAGCAUCUCGGCCACGGAGCUCGUCGCGCUGUGCUUUGUCGAGAAACGAGAAACCUUCUUCCGCCUCUACAGCUACUACUGCCAGAACAUUCCUCGCUCGGAGCGGCUGCGCGAGACUCUCGUGGACACGCACCUGUUCCUGCAGGCGUGCCAGCAGCGCCUGGGCCACAAGCUGCCGCUCGCCGCCUACCUGCUCAAGCCCGUGCAGCGCAUCACCAAGUACCAGCUGCUCUUGAAGGACCUGCUCCGGUACGGCGAGUGCGGGUCGAUGAGCUCGGGGUUGCAGCAGGCGCUGGACUGCAUGCUCGUCGUGCUCAAGUGCGUCAACGACUCCAUGCACCAGAUCGCCAUCACCGGUGUGCCUGUGGACCUAAACCAGCAAGGCGAGCUGCUCAUGCAGGGCUCAUUCCUCGUGACUUCAGAAAACAAGCGAGACUUGCGCCUGCGCAUCCGCCCGCGCCGCCGACAUAUCUUCCUCUAUGAAAAGGCGAUGCUGUUCUGUAAACCUGCCGCGAAAAAUAGCCAUAAUAAGGCCACUUACCACUUUAAGCAUGAUUUACAGAUGUCACUCAUCGGCCUCACAGAGUCCGUCAAAGGCGACGCGCGCAAGUUCGAAGUGUGGCGGCAGGGCCGGGCCGAGGUGCACACGAUCACGGCGCCCACCAUCGACGUGAAGCGGCUGUGGGUCGACCGCAUAAAACGGGUGCUACUGGAUCAGUUGAAGGAGUUGAAGGGGGAGAGGGUGAGGCAGUAUUCUGCGCAGCACAGGACACUAGUCCAAACGGGUUCAUGCGACAUCCUGCCCAACGGCGCGCCGGUGUCGCGCGUGCUGCCCGCGCCCGCCGCCGCCACGCACCCGGCGCGGACGGCCUCGUGCGACGCCCACGACGAGCCCUGCUGGUCCACCGACCCCUCCGAGGACGAGGAAGAAGAGCCUGAACACGCCCCGGCGGUGGGGUGCGCACUGAUAGCGCUGUCGGACUACACGGCGGUGGGCGCCAGCGAGGUGUCGCUGCGGGAGGGGCAGCACGCCGAGCUGCUGAAGGUGGGCUGCGCCGGCUGGUGGUACGUGCGGCUUGCAGGAGGUCAAGGCGAAGGUUGGGCGCCGGCGGCGUACCUCGACCAACGCAAGACAUCCCGCUCCUCUAGCCGGUCGCACGACCGCCUGCACGACCACUAGCCUACCUGGCCUGCCCAGUAGUAGCGCCUGCCUACUGUCGAUCAGUCAACCCAACCAGACCACUAUGAUCAACCACGGCUGAUCAGUGUGGUCUGUGUAUUAGCUUAAACUGGCGAUAAGUGACUGGUGACUGAGGUCAUCUGUCCAAUGUAAAUCUGGCGUUUUAAAAAGCCACAUGUGAUGAUGAAAACAAAGAUUAUCCACCAAUCUAGUUGGUUAACUUGUUAGUAAAAUUAACGGUGUUUCAAUAGUUGAUCAACUUUGCAGAUUUUUAUCAUGUUUUGAAGGAAUACAGACAGGAAAGAAGGUCAACAGAAUAUAGUACUUGUCCAUUCGACUCGAUCUAUAGAUGGUUAAUUAUAUCGAUUGUUAUUAAUCAUUAGUUAAGGGAUCUUCCCCCAAAUAACUUCCCUUAAGACACCCGGCAUCCCCACUUGUUAUUGUUAAUAAAUCAUCAGUUAAGUUAAUAACUGUGAAUGUUGUUCUAAAGAAAGCUUUAUUCGUAACUAAAUUAGUGGUAUUCGUAGAUGCGUGUUGUCGAGUUGUUGUUGCGAGCGGUAGGAGUGGUGUAUAGCGUUGUAGCGAGCCAAGUGAUUCGUGUUUUUGUAAUAUUAUUUUCUGUAAAUAUUUAAUGUAGUUAUUUAUUCUUUAUCUGAGCCCUGUGUUGCGUUACGAAAUCCAUACACAUACAACUCCAUGACAGAUAGUAAAAUAGUGUAUUUUGAACCUACCUACAGUGUACAUCUCAGUUUAUGGUCAGUAUGUAAUCCCAAUAUUAAAUCAUAUCAUAAAUACUUAUCGUAUCGUUACUGUGAAUUAAAUCAAAGAUUGAAUGAAUUUAUUUACGUAAAAUAUCAAAUCGAAAUGAUGUUCAAAGAAAAUUAGAUCGCUAAUAAAUGUAUAUUUGGCAUAGCUGCGUUAAAAUGGACUAUUUGUAAUUUAUAGUUUUAAGUUGUAUUCAAACUAGAUAUUCUAGGUUGUAUGUUGUUGCUAGUCGGCAUAUUUUAUAUGAUCUUGGACGUAAGUAUAUUAUUAUGAAUGAAAUUAUUAAACAAAAUUCAUUUCAUCUCAUUUUCAUAAUUUCAUCAAUCAUAUCUUCAUGUCACAGUACCUGCUUAUCAGCCUUUUGUAAAAUGAUCUAUGUAUGUACCUAUUGUAAAAGAACAAUCAUUUUGUUCACACAAAUACAGAGUUUGACCAUUUCA
Molecule: messenger RNA, 4620 nt
Organism: Plutella xylostella (diamondback moth)
Lineage: Eukaryota; Metazoa; Arthropoda; Insecta; Lepidoptera; Plutellidae
Product: guanine nucleotide exchange factor DBS
Cellular component (GO): cytoplasm
Molecular function (GO): protein binding; guanyl-nucleotide exchange factor activity
Source: RefSeq, a predicted model, not a curated record